This is a messenger RNA of Paraglomus brasilianum, 212 nucleotides long. NCBI's taxonomy places the organism in Eukaryota, Fungi, Glomeromycota, Glomeromycetes, Paraglomerales, Paraglomeraceae. The record is from the annotation of a GenBank genome assembly.
AUGCGACUUGCUGCCCCUGUUUUCUCGUUUAUAAUAUCGGACAUUGCUGGUGCAGUCGUAGGGAAGCAAAUCACUAUUACACCUCUUAUUCAGGGGACAUUACUCUUCCGACGUGAAAAGUCAUCAUGGUUGAACGAGACGACACGAAUUUUUGCGGCCUUGCGGAAAGCCAGCCUUGAACUAAAAGAUUACUAUAAAAAUGCUAUAGAGCA